AUCCUGUUCACUGCUCUCUGCCAUACUGAUGCUUAUACUUGGAGCGGAAAGGAUCCUGAAGGUCUUUUUCCAUGUAUUCUUGGUCAUGAAGCUGCUGGGAUUGUAGAGAGUGUUGGCGACGGUGUAACUGAAGUUAAGCCUGGAGACCAUGUCAUACCUUGUUACCAGGCAGAAUGUAGGGAAUGCAAGUUUUGCAAAUCAGGGAAGACAAAUUUAUGUGGCAAAGUUAGGGCUGCCACUGGAGUUGGAGUCAUGAUGACUGACCGUAAGAGUCGUUUCUCCGUCAAUGGAACUCCCAUUUAUCAUUUUAUGGGAACUUCGACAUUUAGUCAGUACACUGUUGUCCAUGAUGUUAGUGUUGCAAAGAUUGAUCUAAAUACCCCCUUGGAGAAAGUGUGCCUUCUUGGUUGUGGUGUUCCCACUGGUCUUGGAGCAGUUUGGAACACAGCAAAGGUAGAACCAGGUUCCAUUGUUGCUGUUUUUGGCCUUGGGACUGUUGGCCUUGCAGUGGCAGAGGGCGCGAAAUCAGCUGGUGCUUCGCGAAUUAUUGGUGUCGAUAUUGACAGCAACAAGUUUGAUAUAGCAAAGAAUUUCGGGGUCACUGAAUUCGUAAAUCCAAAGGACCAUGACAAACCAAUACAGCAGGUUAUUGUUGAUCUUACAGAUGGUGGUGUUGACUAUAGUUUUGAGUGCAUUGGGAAUGUCUCUGUAAUGAGAGCUGCUUUGGAGUGCUGUCACAAGGGAUGGGGUACCUCUGUUAUUGUGGGUGUUGCUGCUUCCGGUCAAGAGAUAUCCACUCGGCCUUCCCAGUUGGUGACUGGCCGUGUUUGGAAAGGAACAACAUUUGGUGCAAACACACUGGUCCACCACAACUGGGACCUCAUUUUAAUCCAUGACCUGAUCUGAGGCAAUCAAGACACC
This is a messenger RNA of Camellia sinensis, 921 nucleotides long. Lineage: Eukaryota; Viridiplantae; Streptophyta; Magnoliopsida; Ericales; Theaceae. The record is from RefSeq and is a predicted model, not a curated record.